UCUCUCUCCUCUGUUAAAAAAAAAGAAAAAACACGCACACAAAUUCUCUUUCUAGGUGAAGUUAAACAAGAAAGACCUCAGGGGUUUACCUCUCCGUCAUUUUUUGUUCGAUGGUCCGUCGCUUUCUCUCUCGCUUUUAUCUGAAUUAUACGAGAGAGGCCUCAUUUUGACGCAUUCGCUCUUCACUGUCGGCGGACCUCCUCAUAAAAAGGCUCACAUUUGAUAGACGAGUGGCAGCCAGCAAGAAAGAUUGGCCCUUUAGGGUUUCAUUCCCCUCCCCUCCCCUCCCCCAAAUCGAUCCGGGCGUUCCGCCAUUCGCGUCAAAGUCGGAUCUUUGGAAGUGGGCAUCGAUCAGCUUCUUCAGAUCUGGUGUAAAUGGAGGCCAGUGCUGGCCUCGUUGCCGGCUCCCAUAACAGGAACGAGCUCGUGGUCAUUCGCCGUGAUGGGGAGUCUGGGCCGAAGCCUCUGCAGCAAGUGAGUGGGCAAAUCUGCCAGAUUUGUGGGGAUGACGUCGGGUUGACUCCUGAUGGGGAGCUCUUUGUUGCUUGCAAUGAGUGUGCUUUCCCUGUCUGUAGAGAUUGUUACGAUUACGAGCGGAGGGAGGGUAGUCAAGUUUGCCCUCAGUGCAAAACUAGGUUUAAGAGGCUCAAAGGACGCCCGCGAGUCGCCGGAGAUGAGGAAGAGGAUGGGUUUGAUGAUAUUGAUAAUGAGUUCAGUUUUGCGGGGAGGGAUAGGGAGGACAUGCAGUAUGGAGCUGAGGCUAUGUUGCAGGGUCACAUGAGAUUUGGGCGAGGGUCGGAUACGGAGAUGCCUCACGGGGUUAAUUCCGUGUCCAAUGUGCCUUUGCUUACCAAUGGUGAAAUGGUCGAUGACAUCCCUUCUGAUCAGCACGCCUUGGUUCCUGCUUAUACGGGUGGUGGAGGAAAAAGGAUCCAUCCGCUGCCCUUUCUUGAUCCCAGUAUUCCAGUGCGACCAAGAUCCAUGGAUCCUUCCAAGGAUCUUGCUGCCUAUGGCUAUGGAAGUAUUGCAUGGAAGGAGAGGAUGGAGUUGUGGAAGCAAAAGCAAGAAAAGUUGCAGGCAGCAAGAAAUGAAAAUGGUGGAAAAGGGGAUGAUGGGGAUGAUCCAGAUUUGCCACUAAUGGAUGAAGCUAGGCAACCUUUGUCGAGAAAAAUACCAAUUUCUUCCAGCCUGAUAAAUCCAUACAGGAUAAUCAUUGUUAUUCGGCUGGUGGUUCUUGGAUUCUUUUUCCAUUACCGAGUCACACAUCCAGUGAAUGAUGCAUUUGGACUGUGGCUUGUGUCUGUGAUUUGUGAAAUUUGGUUUGCCCUUUCAUGGAUACUCGAUCAAUUUCCAAAGUGGCUCCCAAUUGAAAGGGAAACUUAUCUAGAUAGACUAUCAUUAAGGUAUGAGAAGGAAGGCAAGCCGUCUCGACUGUCACCAGUAGACAUUUUUGUGAGUACUGUUGAUCCAUUGAAAGAACCCCCUCUGGUGCCGUCUCGACUGUCACCAGUAGACAUUUUUGUGAGUACUGUUGAUCCAUUGAAAGAACCCCCUCUGGUCACAGCAAACACAGUGCUGUCCAUUCUUGCUGUUGAUUACCCAGUUGAGAAAGUCUCCUGCUAUGUUUCUGAUGAUGGUGCUGCAAUGCUGACAUUUGAAGCAUUAUCAGAAACGUCUGAAUUUGCGAAGAAAUGGGUACCAUUCUGCAAGAAAUUCAGUAUUGAACCACGUGCACCUGAAUGGUAUUUCCAGCAGAAGAUAGACUAUUUGAAGGACAAGGUUUUACCUUCUUUUGUAAAGGAACGAAGAGCAAUGAAGAGAGAAUAUGAAGAGUUCAAGGUACGUAUAAAUGCUUUGGUUUCGAAAGCUCAAAAGGUCCCUGAAGAAGGGUGGACAAUGCAAGAUGGAACUCCUUGGCCUGGAAACAAUGUUCGUGAUCAUCCUGGAAUGAUCCAGGUUUUCCUUGGUGAAAGUGGUGGGCAUGACAUGGAUGGGAAUGAACUCCCUCGACUGGUUUAUGUUUCUAGAGAAAAAAGACCAGGGUUUAAUCACCAUAAGAAGGCUGGUGCUAUGAAUGCUCUGGUUAGAGUCUCAGCUGUACUCACAAAUGCACCCUACCUGCUGAAUCUUGAUUGUGAUCAUUACAUCAACAAUAGUAAGGCACUUAGGGAGUCUAUGUGCUUCAUGAUGGAUCCACUGGUCGGGAAGAAAGUCUGCUAUGUGCAGUUUCCUCAGAGGUUCGAUAGUAUCGAUCGACAUGAUCGAUAUGCUAAUCGAAACGUUGUGUUCUUUGAUAUUAACAUGAAAGGUCUGGAUGGAAUUCAAGGACCAAUUUAUGUGGGUACUGGAUGUGUUUUCCGAAGGCAGGCUCUCUAUGGCUAUGAUGCCCCAAAGGCGAAAAAACCACCUACAAGAACUUGCAAUUGUUGGCCAAAGUGGUGUUGCUGCAACUGCUGUUCUAGGAGCAAGAAGAAGAAGACUUCAAAGAAUAAGCAGGGAAAGAAAAAGAAGUUCUUUAGUAGGAGAGCAGAUAACAUGGCACCUGUUCUUGCCUUAGAGGGCAUUGGAGAGGGCUUUGAAGGUAUUGAGAGUGAGAAGGCCUUUAUAUCUGAGCAAAAAUUGGAAAAGAAAUUUGGGCAAUCUCCAGUUUUUGUUGCAUCGACCCUUCUUGAAGACGGUGGAACAUUGAAGAGUGCUACUCCAGCCUCUUUACUGAAAGAAGCUAUUCAUGUCAUUAGCUGUGGCUAUGAAGAUAAGACAGACUGGGGUAAAGAGGUGGGUUGGAUCUAUGGUUCAGUCACUGAAGAUAUUUUGACUGGUUUUAAAAUGCACUGCCAUGGAUGGCGAUCAAUCUAUUGUAUUCCUCCGAGGCCUGCUUUCAAAGGUUCUGCACCCCUUAAUCUCUCGGAUCGUCUUCAUCAAGUUCUUCGGUGGGCUCUGGGUUCAGUUGAAAUUUUAUUGUCUCGUCAUUGUCCACUAUGGUAUGGUUAUGGUGGUGGCUUGAAAUGGCUAGAGAGGUUUUCGUACAUAAAUUCCGUUGUUUAUCCUCUCACAUCUCUGCCUCUUCUGGCAUACUGCACGCUGCCUGCUGUUUGCUUGCUCACCGGAAAGUUCAUAACUCCAGAGCUUAGCAACGUUGCGAGCUUGUGGUUUAUGUCACUCUUCAUUUGUAUUUUUGCAACGGGUAUCCUUGAAAUGAGAUGGAGUGGAGUCGGUAUUGAUGAUUGGUGGAGAAAUGAGCAGUUUUGGGUGAUUGGGGGUGUUUCAGCGCAUCUAUUCGCACUAUUUCAAGGUCUUCUGAAGGUCCUUGCGGGUGUUGAUACCAAUUUCACAGUGACAUCAAAAGCCAGUGACGAUGAAGAUUUUUCAGAGUUGUAUACCUUCAAAUGGACCACAUUGCUUAUUCCCCCAACAACUCUUUUAAUAGUCAACAUAAUCGGCGUAGUUGCUGGAGUUUCGAAUGCCAUUAACAACGGUUAUGAAUCAUGGGGACCUUUGUUUGGUAAACUCUUCUUUGCGUUCUGGGUGAUUGUCCAUCUCUAUCCCUUUCUCAAAGGUUUGGUUGGUCGACAAAAUAGAACACCUACGAUCAUCAUUGUCUGGUCUAUUCUUCUUGCUUCUAUCUUCUCCCUUUUGUGGGUUCGAAUCGAUCCAUUCUUGGCAAAAUCCGAUGGACCGUUGCUGGAGGAAUGUGGAUUGGACUGCAACUAGCACAGGAUCAAUCAUCAGAGAAUUUUGACCCCGCAUAUGAUUCUUGAUUCUAUGUGUAGAUAACAGGAAGAGUUGUGCUUGCAUUUGUUUAGUCAAGCUCUGUAAGUGGGAAAGAGGGAGUCUGAAGGCUGGACUACUUCAAUUCUUUAUUAGUUUGGAUGGAAUGUGAGAUUAAAGUUCCACGUUGGGCAAGCACACUGAUUCUCCGCAAUAAAGUAGGCUGUGGCUUGCAACUGGAACAACAUGCCACCAGCUGCUCUAUUUUAUUGAAAACAAAGUGGGGUAUGAAAUGCAACUGUACAAUACCAAACCCAGAUCCACAUACAGUAUAAAUUUGUGAAUUUUUGUCAUGGGGCUCAGGGUUUCUGUAACAAUGAUUUUUGUGGUGUAUGUAUGUUUAGGGAAUACUGUUUGUAAUUGAUAUGUUGUAAUCCUGUGUUCUUUUUUGUCGGAAACUUUGUGAGCAAACUCCUCAUUCAUCUAUUCAACAAGAAAACUCCAUAA
Messenger RNA from Asparagus officinalis (garden asparagus), 4215 nucleotides. Its product is annotated as probable cellulose synthase A catalytic subunit 5 [UDP-forming]. Gene Ontology annotation, molecular function: cellulose synthase (UDP-forming) activity. NCBI's taxonomy places the organism in Eukaryota, Viridiplantae, Streptophyta, Magnoliopsida, Asparagales, Asparagaceae. The record is from RefSeq and is a predicted model, not a curated record. Bases 376 to 3711 code for a protein of 1111 amino acids. Gene Ontology annotation, cellular component: plasma membrane; trans-Golgi network. Gene Ontology annotation, biological process: plant-type primary cell wall biogenesis; cellulose biosynthetic process. The transcript has 14 exons.